Messenger RNA from Linum trigynum, 666 nucleotides. Lineage: Eukaryota; Viridiplantae; Streptophyta; Magnoliopsida; Malpighiales; Linaceae. The record is from the annotation of a GenBank genome assembly.
AUGUCAAGAGUCCCAUAUGCUAGUGCAGUAGGUAGCUUGAUGUACGCUAUGGUAUGCACUAGACCUGAUCUUGCACAUGCUGUUAGUGUUGUCAGCAGGUUUAUGAUACAACCUGGGAAGGAGCAUUGGCAGGCUGUGAAGAGGAUCUUCCGGUACCUUAAGGGUACACCUGAUGUGGGGAUUAGCUUCGGAAGUGAUAUAGAGUGCUUGGUGUCUGGGUAUUCUGACUCGGACUAUGCUGGAGAUGUUGACACGAGGAUAUCGAUGACCGGUUAUGUAUUCACUCUUGGGAGUUCUGUAGUGAGCUGGAAGGCAACUUUGCAGUCGGCAGUGACAUUGUCUACCACUGAGGCGGAGUAUAUGGCGUUGACAGAAGCUGCAAAGGAGGGAAUAUGGUUGAAGGGACUGGUUGGUGAUCUUGGCCUACAUCAUGAUCAGGCAGUGGUGUAUUGCGACAGUUUGAGUGCAAUAUGCUUGGCCAAGGAUCAAGUCCACCAUGAGAGGACUAAGCAAAUCGAUGUGAGGUAUCAUUUCUUGAGGACAGAGAAGAGGAUUAAGGUGAAGAAGGUUAGCACAGCGGAUAAUCCUGCUGAUAUGUUCACGAAGCCGGUUCCACAUGGCAAGUUCCAACACUGCUUGGACUUGCUGAAUGUCUUGAGUGGGUGA